This is a messenger RNA of Theileria parva strain Muguga, 1473 nucleotides long. RefSeq lists its product as uncharacterized. The record is from RefSeq and is a predicted model, not a curated record. The coding region runs from base 1 to 1473 and encodes 490 amino acids. The transcript has 8 exons. NCBI's taxonomy places the organism in Eukaryota, Apicomplexa, Aconoidasida, Piroplasmida, Theileriidae.
AUGUAUUUGUUUAGAUUUCUUGGUUUUGAUUUUAAAUUAUUGGACCGCUUAGCAAAUUACCGAAAGUUUUAUUCCUUUUCAGUUAUACACCCUUUAAAUUCCAACAAUAUUGUAAAUUAUAAUGGAUUCAGCAAACGUUCCAUGUCUUCAUUGUCUGAGAAUACUGAUUCCACAUCAGUUAGUGACACGUACUAUAAAACGCCUACAAGUCAAAGAGUUUUUUCUGACAUUUCAAUAAUGGAUUCAUUAUCACCUAGGGAGUUCAGAAUAUUUUUAAGUGAUGUGGUCAAGUCAAAGGUUGAUGAUGUUUUACUUUGGUCCAAAGCCGCAAAUUAUUGCAUAGAAAAUGCCUCCAAAUUUAAGUUUUUUGAUGCCCUUUCAGUUUUAGAAUCAUUCACUGAAGCCAAAAUCUACGACAAAGGACUUUUUACAGAGUUUUCUAGGCAUCUCACGAUCCAAUCUCCCAUGAUGGAACCCCGUCAUUUGAUUCAGUGCAUAAGUGUAUACGCUUCAUCAGGCUCGUUUCCUCAAUCAUUAUUCUUAGAAGUUUUCUAUGGAAUAAUUAAACAGUCUGAGAAGAUGUAUGCAUCUGAAUUUGUGGAUAUGUUUAAUUGCCUUUCUAGGUGGAACAUUAAAAACAAGCAAGUUUUAUCAGCCCUUUGUAAAACUCUCGCAAAGAAUGUUAGUAUUUUGAGAUACAGUGAACUUACACAAAUAGCGGCAUCGUGCAGAAAUUUGGAUGUCGAAGAUGAGGCCUUUUAUUUCAUUUUAGACUCUUGGCAAAGCAAAGAAUUAGCCAUGAUGACUAUUCAGGAAAUGCUGGAUUGUUUGAAGAAGCUUAAGAACAUUGAAGUUAAGUGGGCACAGUACGAGCAACUCCUAUUCAAAGAAUUUGUCAAGCAAGUAAAUGAAUUGGAUGGUGAUGAUAUUUCCCAGUUGGCAAAUCCAUUUGAUUGCCUUGAGUUCUUGAAAUCAAUAGGAUCACUCUCAAAGGAAUUCCUACUUUCACUAACAAAAUGGUGCGCGGACGCAGUACAUAACCCUCCAGCAAGGUCACAAAAAAGACCUCUGAGUCAUCAAUUAGUCCAACUCUAUAACUUGGUUCAGGAGUAUGGGAUAGAAGAAAAGUAUAUUGACAGAGCAGUACUUAAAUUUGUAACAUCGAAAGGAGGACUAAGGUUAAGAAACCCUAAACCCAUUCCAACAGCCUACAAACCUAACAGAAAAUAUAUAUUUACAGAUGACCCAGAGAAUCCCAGACCGGUUCCAGAGAUUAAAUAUUUAGAGAAUGAUUCCACACAAGAAUCAGUAAAAUCGCAACACAUUAAUAAAAUUGUUGAAGAAUUGGAACCAUAUCCAAAAUUUUUUGAUAGUAUUAAAAUUAAGAAGCCUUCCACACAGAGUUGUGGUAAGGCAUCUUUUAGACUAAAACCAAAAACAUAUCGCCAUAAAAACCUACCAGUCAAACAAUAA